Messenger RNA from Porites evermanni, 4080 nucleotides. The record is from the annotation of a GenBank genome assembly. NCBI's taxonomy places the organism in Eukaryota, Metazoa, Cnidaria, Anthozoa, Scleractinia, Poritidae.
AUGGCUGCCUAUUCUGAGCUUCUUCUGGCAAAGUAUGCCCAGUUUCGAGAACAAGAUGAAUUCAUCGACGUUCGCUUAAAAGUGGGUGAAGAGGUUUUCUCAGCUCAUCGUAUUGUGCUUGCUGCCAGUAGCGAUUAUUUCCACGCCAUGUUUGCUCAUGGCAUGAAGGAGGCAAACCAGGAGGUAAUCGAGCUAAAAGACGAAAAUAUUUCAGCCGCUGCUUUAAAGAACGUGCUUGAUUCCAUCUACAGCGGAAAUUUCACGGCAGUCAACGAUGAAAACGUUUUUGAAGUUCUUGUUGCAGCCGAUCACCUCCAAGUUACAAGUGUUGUUCAACAAUGUUGUGAAUACCUUCAGACCGAAUUUGUUCAGCUUCGAUCUGACAUGCAAACGUAUUGUCGCAUCUGCACCAUAGCUGAUCGACACGGUCUGAAAGACCUGCAAGAAGCGACACAGCGCAAUAUGGCGUCGAGGUACAAGGAAGUUUGUGAAAGUGAAGAUUUCUUGUCCCAUAUCGAUGCAGAUCAGCUCUCAAACCUUGUGCUUCGAGACGACUUGAGUUCCCCUUCAGAAACAUUUGUUUUUAGAUCUGUGAUGCAGUGGAUAAAGCACAAAAAAGAAGAGAGAAUGUCGGCCGCCGCCAAAGUUGUCGGAGCUGUUCGUCUCGGGCUGGUGGACAUCAAGGAUGUUAUCAGAGAACUCAAUACAGAGGAAAUGAAACAAGUGCCAGAGAUUCAAAAUCUUCUUCUCGAAUCACUCGUAUAUAACCAAAUUCCGUCAAGCUCUACUUUUGGUGAAAAGAAAAUCAUGCCACGCUCGAACGGCCUGGUAAGAGACCGAAAAAACUUAAAAGUUGUUGUUUGUUUUUUUUUUUGUCUUAGUUUUUCUGUCUACUUUGUUUUUCUCUAUCAAUGACAAAAAAUUAUCUAAGUGGGCUUACCCGUGUUUCAGUCUUGCAAAACUAAUGGGUUGUAAUUGUGAGGGCUUAGAACAUAAAAGUUCAUGACUGCGAACAGAAAUAUUAAAGGUCCAUCACUCAUGAGCAGCAGUAAUUCUUUCGUUUUCAUUCAAAGGUGAAACAAAGGCUUAUUGGCUCUUGAGACAAGGGCCCUGGUUGGCAUAUGUAAAUACCAACAAAAACAAUGUUUGUAAGAAGACACUGACUUUUUUAAAUUCCAUUGUGCAUCCUUUUUUAUGAAAAAAAAAUGAGAGUAGUCUAUCUUACCGCGAGAGUGGCCGAAUGGCGCUUCAUUUGAAUACAUGGCAAAUCAUGAUAAGCUUAUGAAUUUUGUGAGCUUAAUAAUUAAGACAAAUUACAGAAACAGUAUCUUGAAGCUGCCGACGAUGAUUUACGUUAUCCCUUGAAGAAAGGAAAGCAAAGAUCCUUUGUUGAAGCUUAAGGCUAUAUUAGCUAGAGAAUAAACUACCCUCAGUGUGUACAGCCGCCCCCUCAAAAAAAGGGCUGAACACAGGCGAGAAUAAACGAAAUCAUGCCACCUUAAACGAUGGAGACUUAGGUUUAGCUGUAAUAAGGGACUGUGCAAUAAUUGUCAGGAAGGGGGGGUCCUAAAAUGAGCUUCACCAAAGGAAAAAUUAGAUAUAGGUCCCCCCUCCAGCAGCGUCAAGAUUAGCUCUGACCCCCCCUCACGUUCUCUCAAAAUUAUGAUGUGCCCCCCCCCUCUCUAACCCGUACCUUUAUUCGCCGUACUGCAACGCAUUCCACUGCGUCGUCAGGGAUGAAGAGCACUUCGAAACUUUGUUCUUCAUAAUCGUCAAUUUCCGAAUUGUCUGAUUGUUCAUUAUCUUCUUGGUCUUCGGAACUGCUAGAUUGCUGCUCAUCCGGGUUUUCUUUACCUUGAGCUUCCCCAGCACCUAGAACACGAGCUACGAGUGCUGCUUUCCCUCCGCUGACAGGUAAACCGUGUUCCUUUAGGUAGAGUUUCAGUUUACUUGCAGACAGCGAGUUGACUUCAACCUCGUCGGACUAAUUAAUGUCUGGAAGUUUGUUCCUUUCCGUUGCCCGUUUUUUUGCUUUCAUUGCGAGGAAUUUUUGGUGCUCUAUGAAGUUAAAGCAUGUGUUCAUGUUGAUGCAAUAUUUAGACAUUGUGGAUAGUCAAAGGAGUGGCAUCUGUCUAUUUGGACAAUGUUUAUUUAUUCAUUAUCGAAUUUGCGAAAUUUAAUUAAGACCCCCCCUCAACUUACUUGAGAAAUCUAAUGUAGCGCCCCCCCCCCCUCCUUUCCAUUAUUUUAACUUAAGGCCCCUCCCCUCUGGUUUUAGGGGCCCCCUCCUGAUAAUUAUUGCACAGUCCCUAACGAUAGUAAUAUACUGUCGAAGCCCUCCUUGCGAUCACUCUCGUUAUCAAGCGACCAGCUCUAGUUACGAACACCUCUGUGAAACUCCGUUUGAGAGAGGUCAUUCUCGACUGAGAAAGCUCAUUUUCGUAAGCGACCAUUUCUAGUCACGACCACCUUUUUUUGAUUUACGAGGUGGUCGCUUACGAGAGCUUCGACUGUACAAAAAUUUCCAGUUUUGUGUUUAAUCCUAUAGUUUUGAGAGCAAAGAUAUGUUUUGGACAAAGAAAAACGUUCUAGUGAUUAUGGAUUAAACACUCGAACCAUGUCUCUUUUAACGCGAAAUGUUAUUUCAAAGACUAUACUUCUGAUUCAAAAAACAAUUGUUACUCUCUGAAAUAGGAAGAAAUGCGCGACCGUUUACUUAUGCAGCAUCUCUAUGAUCAAAAAGAAGGGAAUAGAAUGAAGGUGUUCCUUCAACAAGUAGCAUUCCAAGGCCUUAUUUUUAAGUUACGCUAUGGUUAUCAUCUAAGACAAAAGUAGUUGGGACGACUGAACAACUUAACAGUAGUCCAUUAUAAUCUUCAAAACAUAGCGUUUCCUCUUUUGCCAAAUAUUCCCCGUCUCACCCCCCCGUUAUCCCCUACAAUUCAAUGUUGGGAUCGGUAACAGAACAAAUAAUCCAGAAACAUUCACGUUUUGCUCAACACUGGGCCAGGGGCGGAGGAAGAAGGAGAAAAAGAGUCAAAAAGUAACAGCCUUCACAACUCAUUUGACGAUGGUUGAAGGUUACUUUUAAAUUUUUUUUGGUGACAAAAAGGUAUCCUGGCAAAUUUUGUGCUUUCUUAUUUAUUUAUAUUUAUUUAUUUAUUAACUUAUUUAUUUAUCUCAUGUUAGGUCCUGGUUGCUGUCACUUCUAAGAGUCAAAUGCAGUACUUUGAUGUUGAAGCUAAAGCAUGGAAACCUCUGACAACGUUGCCACCAGCACCUGAAAUGAAUACUAAGUACCCUUACUCAGUAAAGUUUGGCUGUAAAGUGUUUGUUGGUGAUGGGUGCUGGGUUCAAUGCUAUGACAUAGAAAGGAAUGUAUGGGAAUUUAAGCUUUAUUACUCUGGUGCAGGAACGAUCAGUAACCUUUGCAGUAUCAAAGAUAACUUGUAUCCAAUCCCGUCCAGUGUUAGCCACAUUCCUGAAAGAUAUAACUUAGCUGAAUGUCGAUGGCAAAGAUUUGCAAAAGUGAAUAUUAAAGAAGAUUCUUCCAAUUCCUUCUAUAACAGUGGAGCAACAGCAAUGCACUCAAACCUUUAUGUACUUUAUGGGCAUAAAACGAAAGUCCAGUCCUCCUGGCAGAUUCAGAAUGCAGUGCUACAUUGCUUUGAUCCACUGAGGAAUAGGUGGCAACAAAAAGCCUCAACUUGCCUGCCUCACUUUGGAUCCAGUCUUUUUGUAGUAUCAGGCAAAUUGUACGUUGCAGGGGGUUGUGUUUCUGUUUUAGAAAGUGGUACACCAUUUGGUAAACCGGCACCUGUAGAAGUGUAUGACAAAGGAAACAACACAUGGUCCGUUGUUAAACAAAGCCGAAUUCCACCAAACGAACUUGGUGCAGUGGAAAUAAAGGGGAACGUCUAUUUUAUCAUCAACAAAUUCCUUAUUGAUAGUGGUAUUAGAAUCCCACCAGGAGAGCUUUAUCCUGUUAAUUUAGAUGACUGGAAAAAUUUAGGGAAGGUUGACAAAAAGGCAAGCUUGUGCUAUAUACCACUAAAGAGUGACUCUUUGAACGUGGACUAA